AGCCAAAAUUUACAGAUGGCAGCACUCGGUCGGCCUUUCAGCCUUGGGAUGCUGUACGACUGCCGCCAUGAAAAAUUCAUUCCUGGUAUGACAUUGUGGAACUAUGAUGACCUUGUAAAUUAUAUUGGAGAGAGUCCACAACAGCACAGUGAUUUUGAGAUAGUUGCAUCUGAAUCCAUUGAGGACAAAUCUUCAGCUCUAAAUGUUGAGGGAUCACUGAAGGCAAGUUUAUUUUUUGGACUCAUGAAGCUUGGAGGAUCGGCCAAAUACCUGUGUGAUAACAGGAUUUUCAAAAAUCAGGCCAGAGUGACACUGAAAUACGAAGCCACCACAAAGUUCCAGGAACUGUCAAUGAAUCACCUUGGAAAUAAAAAUGUCAAGUAUCCGGAUGUUUUUACGAAAGGAAUAGCAACACAUGUGGUCACAGCUAUUCUUUAUGGGGCACAAGCCUUCUUUGUCUUUGACCGUGAAGUGUCCGACAUGAUAAAUCGUGAGGAAGCUGAGGGCUUCAUGAGAGACAUGAUAAAGAAGAUUCCCUUCCUAAAGACUGAAGGUGACCUUUCCCUGAAAUUGGAGGAAAAAGACUUCAAAAAAGUUGAGGAAUUCUCCUGCAAAUUCCAUGGAGACUUUUUACUUGAGAAAACUCCUUCAACCUUUCAGGAUGCCAUACAAGUCUACCAAAGUCUGCCAAAAUUACUGGGAGCCAACGGGGAAAAUGCUGUACCAGUGAAGGUCUGGCUGUUGCCACUGACGAGUUUAGAUCCUUCUGCUGCUAAACUCGUGCGUGAGAUAAGUGCUGUGUCUGUAGAAGAAGUCCAGGCUGUCCUGGAGGAGUUCAGUGAGCUGGAAAUGAGGUGCAAUGAUAUACUGAGAGCCACUGAACAGCAGUUCCCACAGAUUGGCAAAAAGAUUGAAACCUUUAAAGAAGUGUUCUCAGAGUUCAGGAUUGAAUUCCACAGUAACCUGGCAAAGAAACUUCCAUCAAUCCGAGGAGGAGAAGAGAAAGAGGCUGUCGUCACAGAGAUCCUGAAGAAGAGACAUUCUUCCCUUUUCAACAGCAAAGACCUAAACGAGUGGAUGGACUGUAAAGAGAGAGAAAUCUGCAUCUUAAAGUCUUUCACCAACAUGAUGAAAAACACCAAGAUCGUUCCAUCUCAAAGUCACCUCUACAAAGAAACUCACAGUGCAGAGCAUGCAGUGUGUUUUGUUUUCACCUCACUGGGAAGUGCCGAACCCUACCUCUCAGCUUUAUCAAACUACCUGAAACAAACACCAAAAACAAACAACACUAAAGAUCCACAUACUGAUGAUGAAGACGAGGAACAAUGGUACACCUCAAAAGAAGUUUUAGAUGCAAUAAGUCACAAAGCAAAGCUCUUCAGUGACUUUGCAGAGGCCAACAAGGAGAACAAGAACAUUAAGUUCUUGACAGCUGGUUCAACAAAUGAGACACAGAAAGGUUCAAGCAUCUACCUUUAUGAAGAUGGCCGCUGUGUCAAUGAGAACUUUGAGCCGCCUUCAAAGCCUGAAACAGUGACAGUCACUGAAACAAACCACAAGAGUGUGACACUGAAGAUUUCUCCACCAAAGUUUGGAGCAGAGAACAUCACCUCCUACUCUGUUGAGUACUGUGUCAGUGGAGACGAUGGAUGGAAACAGAAGACAGCAUCAGAAGCUGAAGAAGUCACAGUGAGUGAUCUGAGUCCUAACACAGAGUACAUGUUCAGGUGCAGAGCAGUGACCUCAGCAGGUGUUGGACCAGCCAAUGAAGUCAGUGGUUCCAUUAAAACCUUACCCUGCAGCCCUCCUGGAAAACCUCAAGUUGAACCAACCUCAAGUGAGAUAUCAGUCAGCUGGGAGAAACCUGCUGAGGUUGGACAGAAUGUCCACAUUUUGAGCUACAUCGUGGAGUACGCCAACAAAGACAACAGCCUGACAGAGGAAGAUCUCCAAUGGAUCCAAAUAAUGACAAAAGCUGAGAAGGCGAUCAUUUCAGGUCUUCAGCCAGAGACAGAAUAUGUUGUCAGGGUCAGAUGUGAUUGUGGUGAAGCUGGAGGAAGCAAAGAAAGCAUCACUGUUACUGUCUGCACAACACAAGAUGUGCAGGUAUUACAAGACGUUCUGAAGGACUUAACUGGUCUAGAAAUCAGAUGCAAAGAUGCAAUUAACAGCACCACUGUGAAGCAGUUUCCACAGAUUGCCCAAAAAAUUGAAACUUUUAAAAAGCUGUGCACUGAAUACAAGCUGACCUUCCCACAGAGGUUGACAAUUCUGAGAGGAGAAUCGAAGGAGGCUGUGGUCAUGGACAUGAUGAAAAUGAGAAAUUCCUCUCCUUUCAAUGAGACAGAUCUGUGCAAGUGGAUGGACUGUAAAGAGAGGGAAAUCCACAUCCUAAAAUAUUUCACUGACAUCAUGCAAAACACAAAUAUUGUCCCUUCACAAGAUGCCUUUCAGAGGGAAAUUGUCAGUGCAGAGCAUGCAGUGUGUUUUGUUUUCACCUCACUGGGAAGUGCCGAACCCUUCCUCUCAGCUUUAUCAAACUACUUAACAGAGACACCCAAACCAGACGAACCUCGAGAUGCACAUACUGAUGAUGUAGAGAGGGAACAAUGGUACACCUCAAAAGAAGUUUUAGCUGCAGUAAGUCACAAAGCAAAGCUCUUCAGUGACUUUGCAGAGGCCAACAAGGAGAACAAGAACAUUAAGUUCUUGACAGUUGGUUCAACAAAUGAGACACAGAAAGGUUCAAGCAUCUACCUUUAUGAAGACGGCUUUUCAGUCAGUGAGAACUUUGAGCCGCCUUCCAAGUCUGAAACAGUGACAGUCACUGAAACAAACCACAAGAGUGUGACACUGAAGAUUUCUCCACCAAAGUUUGGAGCAGAGAACAUCACCUCCUACUCUGUUGAGUACUGUGUCAGUGGAGACGAUGGAUGGAAACAGAAGACAGCAUCAGAAGCUGAAGAAGUCACAGUGAGUGAUCUGAGUCCUAACACAGAGUACAUGUUCAGGUGCAGAGCAGUGACCUCAGCAGGUGUUGGACCAGCCAAUGAAAUCAGUGGUUCCAUUAAAACCUUACCCCGCAGCCCUCCUGGAAAACCUCAAGUUGAUCCAAAGUUAAGGGAGAUUAAACGUCUUGUUGAUGCUGUUAAAGAAAAAAGCAAACUGCCUAAACUCCAGACAGGGUCUCUGCUUGUUUAUAAAAUUCCCCUGAAAGAAGAACAAAUCAAUGUCACUGGGUGCAAGCGCUUUAGUUUGGGGAAAGAAAUAACUAAACCUAAUCGCACCAUUGUGGUUCUCGGAGCCACUGGUGCUGGAAAGUCAACUCUCAUCAAUGGGAUGAUCAAUUACAUUCUGGGUGUCCAAUGGGAGGAUUCAUAUCGGUUUAUGUUAGUUGAUGAGGGUCAGUCAAAAUAACAAGCUCACAGUCAGACAUCUGACGUCACUGUGUACAAACUCAACCACCAGGAGGGGUUUAAAAUAGAGCACUCACUGACCAUUGUUGACACUCCAGGGUUUGGAGAUACAAGAGGCAUAGAAAGAGACAAACAGAUCACAGAACAGCUCCGUAAUCUCUUCAAUCUCUUCAACACAGAAAUAUGUGUUUGAUUCUGUGCUCUCAAUCUUUGGCAAAGAUAUUGCAGAAAACAUCAGAGUUCUGGUGACGUUUGCAGAGGACCAGAAACCACCA
Molecule: messenger RNA, 3691 nt
Organism: Epinephelus moara (kelp grouper)
Lineage: Eukaryota; Metazoa; Chordata; Actinopteri; Perciformes; Serranidae
Product: titin-like
Exons: 5
Molecular function (GO): protein binding
Source: RefSeq, a predicted model, not a curated record